Zea mays is the source of this 4222-nucleotide messenger RNA. RefSeq lists its product as uncharacterized. Gene Ontology annotation, biological process: protein dephosphorylation. The record is from RefSeq and is a predicted model, not a curated record. The transcript is spliced from 6 exons. Lineage: Eukaryota; Viridiplantae; Streptophyta; Magnoliopsida; Poales; Poaceae. Bases 634 to 2199 code for a protein of 521 amino acids. Gene Ontology annotation, molecular function: protein serine/threonine phosphatase activity.
AGGUGAGUCUGUUGCUUCCGGCUUCCCACUCUCUCUCUCUCUCUCCCCGUCGCCCGCAAUAUAUUCGCCGCAGCCCACACCUUCCGCCACAUUUCCGUCCCCCAUCCCCUCCGCACCGCAGCUGUCUCUUCCUCUCCUGGUCUUCGUCCUGCCACUCCUCCACCUCAACUUGCUCUGCUCUUCUCGGAUUACGGCUCGGGGUUGGUCAUUGGCGGACAGGGCGUUUCAAGAAAGGGCGGCGGCGCUUUUCCUGACGCAAGUUGCCCCGGUGUCCUGGCUUGCUGCGCGCUUGGGGGUUGGGCUCAGGAAUGGGGGGAGAGCAGGCGCUGCGUCGACUGGUCCUGUUCCCAUCUCUCUGAAACUUAGAUGGAUGCAUCUGUGAACGCCAAGAAGAAGGUUAGUUUCUGUGGGAACACCGGCCACAGCCGCUGCGGUGAAGUUCAUUUAGCUGCGGUGUGCUCCGGUCGUAUGCGAAGCAACCCCUUCUCACUUCAGUAUUGCAGGUUUGGUUUGCAUUUCCGUUCAAGUAUAAAGGAAGCAGUAUUUGGCAUGGCAUUUGAAUAGCGUCGGAACCUAGAAAACAGUGUUCCAGCAGUAUUACGUCACACUGGUGUUAUACUAUUAUAGAAAAACAUGGUGGACGUAGAACUGUUUGUUAAGGAGACUAGUGAUCACAGCAUCAGCUCUGAGGAAGAAGAUAUCCUUGUCAGGAGCUGUAGCAAUCUCAAUGUGAGCUUUGGAUACCAUUGUGAUUCUCAUCAGAGUUUUUCUCCUGAAAAUGAUCAUGGCAAUGGCAUUUCUCCUAAGAACACGUUUGGGACUAAUACCAUGAUGGGGUCACGAAAUGGCUCAUUCACUUGUUUAUCUGGUGCUGCUAUUAGUGCAAAUUUCACACUGGCAAAUACAAACAUUUGCAAUGGUCUUAUUGGCGAAGAAAUUUUACCAGAACUAGAUUCUCCAAACUCCUUUAGAAAAAUUGUUUCUUCUCCAUCAAUGUCAAGAUUGGACUCGUUCUCCACCUCACAAGGAAGUCCUGUGUCAACUGAGAGCUCUAUAUUUGAGAUCAGUAAAAACCUUUGGAGGUCCAGUGCACCAACAACUGUAUCAUCCAAUUUUCUGACUAAUACAGAGGUGAAAAUGGCUGGGGGAGCUGCUGGAGAGGAUAGAGUCCAAGCUGUGUGCUCAGAGAAAAAUGGAUGGCUGAUUUGUGGGAUAUAUGAUGGGUUUAAUGGGAGGGAUGCAGCUGAUUUUCUUGCAGUAACUCUAUAUGAUAACAUAGUAUAUUACUUGUACCUGCUGGAGAAUCGGAUAAAGCAACAAAAUGGUCUGUACAAUUCAUCAGAAAGCUCUCUCGAUGGUCUUAAAAGUGAGUUAACACUAGCCAUGAGAAACUCAGAGAAUGAAGACAUAAAAUUUUCUGAAACAUUUCGAUCUGGCGUGCUGAAUUGCCUUUCUACUGCUGUUGAGCAAGCCGAGAAUGACUUUUUAUGCAUGGUUGAACAAGAGAUGGAUGAUAGACCAGAUUUAGUUUCAGUAGGGUCUUGUGUUCUGGUUCUUCUUCUUCAUGGAACAGAUCUGUGCAUCUUAAAUAUGGGGGACAGUAGAGCUGUGCUUGCUUCCAUGCCAUAUGUAGAAAAUGGUGCUUUGAAGGCUGCUCAACUGACAGAGACCCACUCACUUGAAAAUCCUUCGGAAUACCAAAGACUUUUAGCUGCUCAUCCCAAUGAUUCUUCAGUUGUCAGGGGUAACAAAAUAAAAGGAAAGCUGAAGGUUACUCGUGCUUUUGGAGUUGGCUAUCUGAAGCAGAGGAAGUUCAAUGAUGCACUCAUGGGCAUUCUACGAGUCCGCGAUUUGAGCAGCCCUCCAUAUGUUUACACAAAUCCACACACAUUGAGUCACAAAGUUACAGAUGAUGAUUUGUUCGUUGUGCUUGGUAGUGAUGGCCUAUUUGAUUUCUUCAGUAAUGAUGAAGUUGUUCUGUUGGUUUAUCAAUUUAUGCACGAUAAUCCAAUGGGGGAUCCUGCAAAAUAUCUUAUCGAGCAACUUAUACUCAAAGCAGCCAAGGAAGCAGCUUUAACAGCCGAAGAAUUGAUGAGGAUACCUGUUGGGAGUAGGAGAAAGUACCACGAUGAUGUGACUGUCGUUGUUAUCACCCUUGGAAAUGCACAGAGAACGAUGACUGCGUCAACAUCCAUGUGAAAGAAUGGAGAGCUAGAGAGACGGGCUAUAUCAGCUGGUAAUUUUUGUGGGUUUUUGCAUACGUGUCCUCCAAAUUACAAGCCCUUUUUUUUGUUGAGAUUGGCGUGUGGUAGUCAGUAAACCCGAAUAAAAAUGUAUAUAUUGUUUUGGAAUUUGGGAAGUGAACAAAAACCUUUUGUUCAAUCGCAAGGUGGGCAUGGAUUGUUUGGCCUACUUUUGUACAUACAUGAAUUAAAACAUGGAGGUUCGUACUUGAGCCAAUGAAUCCAUGAGCAGAGCGGUGGAUCGUUCCAGUUUUCGUUUGCCAAAUUUUUUCUGCCAAGUAUUUGUUGUUUGUGUCGAUCUUAAAAUUAUGACUCCUGGCUGGUCCGGUCUUGCUUGAAGUGAAACCUAUUGUUUUCUAUUUUCUUAUUAUUAAAUGUUUAUAUUUCCAAAAAAAUGAAAAGGGUGAAAGCAUUUGAAUGUGGACUGGAAUUUGGAUCCACGCAAAAGCGAGUCCAGUGCAGAGGAUUUACUGAUAUCACCGGCCACUAAUUCGAAGAAGAUAUUAUGUGGUGCGCGAUGAUUCUAAGCGCACAGACCACACAGAUCCAUACCUCUAGCUCUUUUGUGCUCUCUGUCCACAAUUCCAUGCCGCGGCAAGCAGGCAACCAUCUCCCAAUUCUUGUGCGUUGAAAAUUCCGAGUAAUCGUCUGGUUCUUGUUUAUUUUGGUGCAUCAAUCAAUGACAGCGACGUCCUGGUUAAAACUACUGGCACCAGUAGAUGUGACCGAGGAAGAGAGACAUGGGGGAGUGGCAUUACGAAGGCCUCUCUUAUUUUCUCCAGAAGCAGCCAGGCAAAGCAAUAUGUGGCGCUGGACCUUUCGGUAAUUUUGGUAGCGGUGGGCGUUUUAUUUUUUGUGCCAUUGUGGACUUCACACUUGGCAUGGCUAAUAGCAGCUGCCUUGUGAAAUUGGUUAAAGGCAAAAGCGACUGGCGACAGUGACCUCCAUGCUUCACAACACCAGGAUCUGGGUGAGUCGCGUGGCGCGCUCUAUAUACAAGUGCGGUUCUCCACUGCAGGACUCUCCCUCUCCCUCUUCUUCCUCCUCCUCCUCUUCCUCUGUUUUGCUUUUGUGUUGCUGUUAGGUUCUUGGAUAGUUUGAUGAAUGAUACUGUGCAGCAGCAGCAGCAGUAGUAAUUCAUAGUGGGCGGUGUGAUAGCAGCAGUGAGAUCGAGGAGAGGAUGGAGGUGUUCAUCCACGAGGACUACGUGAACAAGCGCAACGAGCUGAGGAGGGAGCAGAGGCGCCGGGAACUGCAGAGGCUGCAGGUGGAGAGCAACCCCGACGCGUCCAGGGAGGCGCUGGCAAGCCGGGAGAGCCCGAGGACGCCGGCCCAGUGCCUGACGCCGACCGGCGCGUCGCCGUCCAGCUUCAGAUCCCCGACUUCGAGGAGCACGCUGCAGUCGCCGGCCGCAGCGGCGGGGCAGGCUGCCGGUUGGCCGUCGGAGCAUCGCCGCCUCUACGACUGCCUCAAGCCGUACUAGUAGGUAGGCGGACGUGGAGUGGCCUCAAUCCGGCUGCAUACACGGCCAGACGUGGCAUGGCAUGGCAUGUCGUCCAACCGAAUAAAGCGUGGAGACACUCCCUGUGGUCAAAGCAGUGCUUCUGUUGCUGCUCGUACUGUGCGGUUCAGAUCUGUGCCAUGGCAUGGUCAAGUGAACUGAGGCUGAUCUGCUCUGUUCCACUGUCAUAUGGUCACAGCAAUCUUUGAUUCAGUUUCAAGGACGACGUCCAGAACUGCCCAGUACUGUUUGGCCUGUUGUGCAUCAGAAAUUCAGAAGAGUCAAGGAGUUCCAAUAAUGCAAUAGCCAUUUUUAGUUAGCCCCAUAGAAAACCUACCUGCUUCGAUGCUGCUGCUCGUUAGAUAGAUAGAUAGGGGGUCUUACUUGUAUUUUUCUCUUUAUAAGCGGUUUUGAACUCCUGUAUUUGUAUAUGUAUUUGGGCUAGUUGCCUAAUAAAUAAUAAGUCCUAUUCAUAACA